AUGCAGGCUGAAGCAAGCAAAACAGUCAGCUUUGUUUCAAGUCCUGAUUGGCACAGCUCCGACCAGGUGUACCUUGCCUACGAGUACACCAAGCAUAGCACUGACAAUUGUGAUGUGCCGUUGCAGCUCUGGGUGCAGGUGGUUUCGCUCACUGCGCUCUUCAAUCUAGCCUGCAACCAGCAGGACCGGUAUGGCACCUUAGGUGCCAGGAUUUUUUGUGGCUGGAGCUUUGACCCAGAGAAUCCCGAACGCAUGCCCAUGAGGAAUUGCGUUGGGCUAUACUGGGCCGCGAACUUGUUUGAGGGAGUUUCGGAGGUUCCGGAAUGCUGUCAGAUCAUUCUCCUUUCGGUUUUCUUCGUCGCAGCUGACUUUGUGCUUUCGGGUUCGAGCGGUGAGAUUCGCAGCGGUUUUGCACUUGUUGGUCUGACAUUCCCGGGUCAGGUCGCGCCGGGGCUUCUCUCAGCUGUGCACGCUUAUGCGAGCUUCAACCUCACCUAUUCAUUUUUCAUCCUGCUUGGUGUCGCUGGACUCUCCCAGAUCCUCUUCUGGCUGGCGAGGAGAGGUUUGAUUCGUGUCAGUGAUGCAGCGCCACCAGGGAGCCUGGAGCGAAAUACCGAGGCGCGUGGCCGCCACCGUGGACGUGGUGACCCACCGAGUUAG
Molecule: messenger RNA, 660 nt
Organism: Durusdinium trenchii
Lineage: Eukaryota; Dinophyceae; Suessiales; Symbiodiniaceae
Source: the annotation of a GenBank genome assembly